This is a messenger RNA of Elgaria multicarinata webbii, 4106 nucleotides long. RefSeq names its product NRDE-2, necessary for RNA interference, domain containing (gene NRDE2). NCBI's taxonomy places the organism in Eukaryota, Metazoa, Chordata, Lepidosauria, Squamata, Anguidae. Gene Ontology annotation, biological process: regulatory ncRNA-mediated heterochromatin formation; negative regulation of RNA catabolic process. The coding region runs from base 96 to 3566 and encodes 1156 amino acids. The record is from RefSeq and is a predicted model, not a curated record. Gene Ontology annotation, molecular function: protein binding. The transcript has 14 exons. Gene Ontology annotation, cellular component: catalytic step 2 spliceosome.
GAGAGACGGUAGCGCCAUCUUGUCUCGGUGAACGCGGUUCCUUUGGUAGGGGGUCAAGGAAGUGGCGGCUCUGGAGACUUCCAUGAUUUGAAGCGAUGGCUCUUUUCCCUGCCUUUGCAAGCGCUGCGAAACCCGGGGAGACGCCAGCGAGCGAGAGUGAGGGCUGCAAAAGAGAAUUGAAUUGGCUGACCAACCCAAGUUUCAGCAAUGAAGAUGCACUGAGACUUCACCAGCAUGCUUUAGAGGUCACAGACCCGGUCUUGGAGAAAGCCCCAUUCCAAAGAACGGCCGCCAGCGUAGAGCCACCAGGAGAAAGUGAAGCCAGUGAAAGUUUUCAAAAAUCAGCUAAGAAAAGAAAGAAAAAGAAAAAGCAGCGGGCCCACGAAAAAGUAAAGAAGAGAAGUAGAAGGGAUCAAAGCACCAGUGAAUCAGAUUCUGAGGAUGUAAAGGAUCAUAGAAAUCAUGGAAAAGGAGGAGCAGAACUGAAUUUGGAGGACGGGCCCUCAAGUGUGAGCUAUCACUCUAUUUGGCUUGAUGAAGUUCAGGGUUUGACAGCAGAAGUAUUCAGAGCGGAUAAGAAACCAGACCCUGCAAACUGGCAAUACAAGUCACUCUAUCGAGGGAACAUUGCAAGAUACAAGAGGAAAAGCAACUUCUGUCUUGGCAUUGAUGUAAAGAAGCAACAUAUAAUCUGGGACAGUUCCGCAACGGAGAAAAAGGCAUCCCAGAAACGACCUGAACGCUACUUCACAAAAAGUGGCCUGAAGCUCUUGAACGUGGAUGGCAUUCCCAUCAGUAGCAAAAGUCAGGGCUCUCCAUCGGGCUUGACUAGUUGGAUACCAAUUUUGCAGCUGGACACAGAUGCUCCUCCUCCUACAAGCUGGGUAAAUCCUCUUGGGAUUUAUGACCCACAAACCACAUUGUGGCUUCAAGGAAAGGGUCCCCCUGAGCCUAAUUCACUAAAGCAGAAGGAAGCUCAGGAGAGCUCUGAGAAUGGAAACACCCACCUGUUGGCAAAAGUGGAAGAAUAUAACAGGAAAGUCAGAGAGAAUCCCAAGGAUGUCAAAACGUGGAUGGAUUUUGUUUCUUUUCAGGAUGAGCUCAUGAGAGGCCCCAGCUGUUACACAAUUAAUGAGGGCGAACGGGAGACAAGAAAGAAAUCACUCAAGCUAGUCUUAGAGAAGAAGCUGGCUAUUCUGGAGAGAGCCAUCGAAAGCAACGUAAACAACGUUGACCUGAAACUGGCCAGGCUGAAGCUUUGCAUGGAGUUUUGGGAGCCGUCGGCUGUGAUCAAAGAAUGGCAGAAGCUGGUUUUCUUGCAUCCAAACAACCCAGCACUGUGGCAGAAGUAUCUCUUGUUCUGUCAGAGUCAGUUCAGCACCUUUGUCGUUUCCAAAGUUCACAGUCUCUAUGGAAAAUGCCUGAGCACUUUGUCAGCGGUACAGGAUGGCAGUAUGGUGUCACAUCCAGCACUGCCAGGCACAGAGGAAGCCAUGCUAGCCAUCUUCCUUCAGCAGUGCCAUUUCCUUCGGCAAGCUGGCCAUUCGGAAAAAGCGUUGUCUUUGUUCCAGGCCCUGAUCGACUUUACUUUUUUCAAACCAGAUAGUGUAAAGGAUCUGCCAACAAGGGGACAGGCGGAGUUCUUUGAACCCUUUUGGGACAGUGGUGAGCCUCGGAUUGGAGAGAAAGGAGCAAAAGGCUGGAAGGCCUGGAUGCAUCAGCAAGAAAAAGGUGGCUGGGUCAUCAUCAAUCCACCUGAUGACGAUGAGGAAGAUGCAGAGGACGAAGAAGAAAUAAAGGAUAAGUCUCUACCCAAGUGGCAGAAUUGGCUUCAUAUUGAACGUUCCCGUGAAGGAAGGCACUGGUUGCCCUGGCGGCCUGACAAAACCAAGAAGCAAACAUUAGAAGAUUGUGAAGAUCCAGAAAGACAGGUCCUAUUUGAUGACCUUGGUUCAUCGUUAAUAAAAAUUUCCAGCCCGGACCUUCAGUUUCAACUGCUCUGCUCGUUUUUGCAAUUCUUAGGAGUCCCGUGUGGAUGCCGCAUCCUCCCUUCCUUCCUCUACAUAGCAAUGGACGAGAACAACGUCUUUGACAGUGGGCAGCACAAGCAGGGACCUCUGACGUCUUUUGACCCGCCACUUUCUGGAGUCAGCAGCAUUGGCCGUAUGGACUCGAUGGACCAAGGAGGGAGGCAGGUGGGCCACCCUAAGGAAGGGGAAGAGUUCAUACAGAAUUUCUUCCAUAUGAUGCUGCCUCUGUUUUCAGGGAAGGAAAAAUCUAACCUAUCCAACUUUUGGCUUCGGUAUGAAGUCUCUAAGGUCAUCCAGUGUUUGAAAAUGGGAAACAAAAGGAAACUGAAAUGGCAAGGCAAGAAAAGUAAAAAAUUAGCCAAGAAUCUUCUUAAGGCGCCAGACAACAGAAAUGACGUUUCCCUUUGGCAACUGUAUGCCCAUCUGGAGUGGCUGCUUGGCAACGUAGAAGAUGCUAGAAAAGUUUUUGAUACAUCUCUGAGCAUGGCGGGAACUGCUGGAAUCAAAAAUCUGGAGUUCUGUCAUCUCAGCCUCCUUUACGCUGAACUGGAAGCUGAGUUGUUCGGGAGUCGGGAAGGAACUCUUGAGUCACGUGCUGCUCAUAUAUUGACCAGGCUGGCUGAAAAGGGGGCUUACGUGCCUUACAGUGGGCAAGUAUUAGCAGUGAACGUCCUGAAAGCUCGGAAGACAUACGAGCAUCUUCUCCAAGAUUGCUUAAAUGAAGGCUCCGCCUCUGAUCAAGGGCCAAUCAGCAGUUCCGGCCACCUGGUUGGAUUGGUUGGUUGCUAUUCUCUUUUCCAGUACCUAACUCUUGGGAUUGAUUCUGCGGUGUCAAUAUACAGGCAGGUUUAUGGCAAGCUGAGAGGCAAACAUCUUGGCGAAAGGCUCGGCGGUCUGAACGUCACCACGGCGCUUGAAGCCGUCACGCUGAUGCACGCAAGUUUGCUCCGCUAUCACAUGAAAAUGAAUGUAUAUCCUCUGAAUCCCCUCCGCGAAGCGCUGUUGGAGGCGUUGAGGCUGUAUCCUAGCAACCAGUCCCUUUGGAGGGCCUACGUCCAGAUACAAAGCAAGUCUCACGAUGCGAGCAAAGCGCGGCGUUUUUGUGACGGUGUCACAAGGACUACCAAAUCCCUGGAGCCCUGGCUCUUCGCGAUCCAAGCGGAGCAGAUGAGGAGAAAGCUAGUCGAAAGUGUCCAGAGGGCCGCUACUGGAGAUGUGUAUGCAACAAUCCCUGAAACUGGACUGACAAAUCGAAUCAAAGCUUUAUUUGAACACGCAGUUGAGACUGAAAACGGAGCUCAUUGCCCAUUGCUGUGGAGGCUGUAUAUAUACUUCAUGGUUUCUUUGGGAGAUAAAGAAAAAAGUAAAGGGCUGUUUUAUAGAGCGCUUCAGAACUGUCCCUGGACAAAAGUGCUAUACAUGGAUGCCAUCGGGUAUUUUCCAGAUGAGCUGCAAGAGAUCCUUGAUCUAAUGGCUGAGAAAGAGUUGAGAGUACGGGUUCCCAUAGAAGAGCUGGAACUGCUUCUUGAAGACUAAAGAAUGGUACAAAGAUGUGAAGACAGGAAAUUGGCCUUUCGUUUAAGGCAUCUUCAGGAUACCUUGGGAGGAAAUGUUCAGGGUAUUCCACACAUUUUUAAUGGAUAAGAAAAGUGUUUUCCCCUAAAGUUUUCCUCAUCUGAGCACGUCUGUUCCAUUAAAUACAAAGGUGGGUACAAAGUUGUGCCUAUCUUGUAAUAAGUUUUCCAAGUGGACUUUUAGUGCUCUUAUGCUGUGAACUGCUGGAAAUGCUUUGGCUUAGAUAUACAAAGGAUUUAGCCAAAUAGACCUAGUACAUUCACCAGCAACUAUUUUCUCCCAGUUGGCUGUGACUUUACAGGGUAACAUUCGCCUGUUCUCGUAACACUCUUCACAGGUUGUACAGAACUAGAUUCGUGGAAAUGUGCACUUAAUUUGGCAGCUCACAAGGUUAGCAAUGAAGCCUUAUGUAACUGGAUUUUUUUUUACAGUGUACUAUUACGAAUUGUAGUUGUGUUGUAAAUACGCUUGUAAAAAUCGCUAAAUAUUUUUUGAAUUCUA